AGGAGAGUCAGCCGUCCUUCACAGUAAGAUCAAGAGAAAAGCCAUCUCAGCAUCCGGACAGCAGUUCUGUCAAUUCACUCCAAAACAUAGUGAUGUGAUCAGUCGUCUACAGUCAGUGAGGCGUAAGGAGGUGAGCUGUGACUACAGAGUGAGCUCAGGACCAAACUCUCUCUCUCCACGCAGUUAUGGGCACAGCUUUGCACAUCUGGUGGGAGUUCACAUCAGUGAUCCAACAACUAUACAGACACCUUCUAUAGCAGUGGGUUUGACUCCAGGUCCUGGGUCAUUUUUGCCGCCCAGCACGACAGUGAGUCCUACAGAAGUUUUGACUGUUACUUCUACUUUGACCACAGUGACACCAACUACCAGUUUGACCUUUCCUUUGACCCCCAGCACGGCAGUGAAUCCUACAUCAGGAGGUCAAAGCUCCACAGAAAGCGUUCUGGUUUCGACUGUUACUUCUACUUUGACCCCUGACAUCACAGUGAGACCAACUAGUUUGACCUCUCCUUUGGCCCCCAGCACAGCAGUGAAUCCUACAUCAGAUUUGACUGUUAAUCCUACUUUGACAACUGACACACCAACGAGUCCAACUGAAAAGGUGCAAUUAUGGCAGACAGCAGUGGGUAUGGCUUCUGGAGUGGGCGUGUUCUUGAUGGGAUUGACAGCUGUCUAUCUCUGCAGGAGGACCAAGAAAACCAAUUCUCUGAGACCUACAGCCAGACAGGAUGAUCACAGCCAAUGUGAUUUGGUGAUGGGAGCUAUAGCAGUGCAGGCAUGUUGGAUUCAAGGGAUGCUGGGAUCUAUUCUCUCAUCACCUCUGUAG
Molecule: messenger RNA, 826 nt
Organism: Oncorhynchus masou masou (cherry salmon)
Lineage: Eukaryota; Metazoa; Chordata; Actinopteri; Salmoniformes; Salmonidae
Product: mucin-2-like
Exons: 13
Source: RefSeq, a predicted model, not a curated record